AUACUCACGGCUUUAGAUGGUUAACAGGUUAACUAUCUACUUCAGACAGCCGCGUCUUUACUCAUCCGUGUUUUUACUUCUCUGUGGCUAUUUUCACGUUCAACGUUGGCAUUUUGGCACCAUCAUUUGUGGAUAAGACAUCGUUACUCCGAGCACUGUAGUCCAUAGUCUAGGACGUCUAGAUUUUACAACAGUAUAUGACUGUUCUCAUAGGUGCACAUGAAAAUAAUAUAACUAUUUUGAGAGAUGAGAUACAAAGUGGAUUUCAUGGAUUGAAAAUUGGAGCUCACUUCAAUAGCAAUUUAAGGAAUUCAAAUUUUUUUUUUUAUAGAUAUUUCAAGAUCAAAUUAUAAAAAUAUCCGCUGCUGGACACUUAAAUUAUACUUCAUAAUAUUACUAGUGAUCAACAUUUUAGACGAACAAUAUGGAACAUUUAAAUUCAAAGAACAAGAAUAUUCCUAAAUUCGAUAAAAUAUUAAAAGUAUCACUUGUAAAUUGUGAUCAUCUAUUGAAAUUUCAUAACCUACAAAUAAUCAAAGAAGAAAAGUAUGAAUUUAAAGACGUUGAUAACACAACCGAAGAAGAUGAUUUUCUUCAAGAAGUUAAACAAGAAGACAAUGAUGUUAAGAAGAUUGCUAUUUUGAAAAUAAAACAACAUAAUCAUAAACAAAAUGAGAAUGGAACUAUUCAAAUAAAUUCAUUUAAUUCUAAAGAAAAUAUUGAGACUACUAAUUUUGAUGAUGGAGUUGACCUUGUUGAUGAUAUGGUACAUGGCAGUAUUAUUGAAAUUGAGCCUAAAAGAUCACAGUUAAUGUUAUCUGAUAUCGAGUCUGAGAAAAAUACUUAUAAUUGUCAUCUCUGUAAAUUAUCUUUUCCUAAAAAAAGAGAUUUAAGCAAACACCAAAAAUCACAUAAAAAAAAUCACAAAAAAUCUUAUAAAGCUAAUAACUCACAAUCCAUAUUUUCUGAAGAAUUACACUUACCUAAGCAUAACAAGACACCUGACCAGAAAGAAACUUUUGACUGCAAGUACUGCAAUAAGAUAUUUACAGUGAAAUCAAAUUUAACGGUUCAUAUAAGAGGUCACACCGGAGAAAAACCAUAUGUAUGUGAUUUGUGUAAAAGAUCUUUUAGUCAGAGACAAAAUAUGAUGUGUCAUAUGAGAACACAUACAGGAUAUAAACCUCAUUCAUGUCGAAUUUGUAAAAAGAAAUUUUGCCAUAAGUCAUUAUUAGACUACCAUGAAUGGACACACUCUGGUAUUAAACCAUUUAAGUGUGAAAUUUGUGUUAGAGAAUUUUCUCGGAAAUCGUGUUUAGUUUAUCACCUAAAGCACAGUCACACAGGUGAAAAACUUUUUAAGUGCAAUGUUUGUGACAAAGCUUUUUACAGAAAAGCAUUUUUGAAGAAUCAUAUGAGAGUCCAUAUUACUAUGCAAUUAGAAAAGUGCCAUAUUUGUGAUAAAACAUAUUCUCAUAAAUCAAGUUUACGAAGACAUUUGUUGAUCCAUUCUGGUGAAAAGAUGUUUGAAUGUGAUAUGUGUAAGAAAUCUUUCUAUCGGAAAUCAAGUUUACUUGCCCACAUAAAAAUUCAUCUGACAGAGAGACCUUAUGAAUGCAGUCUCUGCAGAUCAACAUUUCCUACAGCAUCAGAACUAGAAAGCCAUGCAAAAUCUCACAUCGGUGAUAAUUCAUUUCAAUGCUAUCUUUGUGACUCAAGUUUUAUAUUACAAUCACUCUUAGAUACUCAUAUGAGAUCUCAUUCUGGAGAUAGACCAUUUCAGUGCCCUCAUUGUUUAGCGACUUACGUCCAAAAGAAAAGUUACUCUUACCAUUUAAAAACUCACAAAGAUCACGAAUUGUAUAAAUGUAGUUGCUGUAAAAUGUCAUUUUUUCAAAAAAAUAAGCUAAUUGACCAUUUAAGAUUACAUACUGGUGAAAAACCUUUUAAAUGCCUCGAGUGUAACAAACGAUUUGGGCAAAAAGCUGUUUUACAGUCACAUAUGAGAACUCACAGUAUUGAUCAAAAAUAUAAAUGUGACAUAUGUGGAGUAGUCUUUAAACAAAAAUUAAGUUUAAUUAAACAUAUAAAAACCCAUCUUGCCUUCAAAUCAAAUUUUAGGUGUAGAUUUUGUAAUUCUAAAUUUUUACAGAAAUCUACCUUUAUGUGUCAUAUGAAAAUGCAUUCUAAAAACAAUCUUUAUCAAUGUAGUAUAUGUGGUAUACCAUAUCUAAAAAAAACUGACAUGAUUAAACAUGAAAAGACUCAUAUGAUUGAAAGGGCUUUACUGAUUUGUAAAGUAUGUAAUCAAUCUUUUCCUUCAAAAUUAAAUCGUAUAAAUCACGAAAGAAAAUUUCACACUGAACAAUCAUGUUCAUGUAUUAUCUGUUUUAAAUUGUUUUAUGAAAAAAAGGAACUAACACUACACAUUAAAUUGCAUAUGAAGAAUAUGUCAUCUGAAUGUUUGUGUUGUAAAAAAUCGUUGCUACAAGUACCUGUUUCGGCUAAAGAAUUAAGAGAUAUAACUGGAAAUAGAAAAAAUAUAUGUGACGUGUGUUCUGUCAUCUUCUAAUCCAUCAGAUACGCAACUAGCUGGAGCAUAUUAUAAAAUACCACCAUUUCUAAAGUUUCUGGCCAUCGUGGAGUUCACUCUUUUAAAUGGAACAGAUUAAAUAAUUUUUUUUUUAUGUACAUUACAUUUGUAUUUUAUACUUAAAUCGAUUUACUUUUACUAUUGUAAUUUUUUAAUUUAAUUUAUUAUUAAAUUGUUUUCAAUAAUCACUUAUAGAUGAUUUGUGAUCUGGGCACUUUAUAAUUCAAUGUGCCUAUUAAUUGCAUUUACAUAAGAAAUUAUAUUGCAUCUAAAUUCCAGUUCGAUUUAUAACAAUGAUCUGAAUGAAACUGUUUUAACAUUAUAUUUUCUUAUCUAUAUUUUAAUAAAAAUUAAUUAAUAUAAUUAUUAUACUAUUGAUAA
This is a messenger RNA of Metopolophium dirhodum (rose-grain aphid), 2974 nucleotides long. RefSeq names its product zinc finger protein 883-like. Gene Ontology annotation, biological process: regulation of transcription by RNA polymerase II. The transcript is spliced from 7 exons. Gene Ontology annotation, molecular function: DNA-binding transcription factor activity, RNA polymerase II-specific; RNA polymerase II cis-regulatory region sequence-specific DNA binding. The record is from RefSeq and is a predicted model, not a curated record. Bases 425 to 2572 code for a protein of 715 amino acids. Lineage: Eukaryota; Metazoa; Arthropoda; Insecta; Hemiptera; Aphididae.